Molecule: messenger RNA, 6256 nt
Organism: Epinephelus moara (kelp grouper)
Lineage: Eukaryota; Metazoa; Chordata; Actinopteri; Perciformes; Serranidae
Product: C-Jun-amino-terminal kinase-interacting protein 4-like
Exons: 31
Coding region: 203-4084 (1293 amino acids)
Biological process (GO): vesicle-mediated transport
Cellular component (GO): cytoplasm
Molecular function (GO): kinesin binding; signaling receptor complex adaptor activity; JUN kinase binding
Source: RefSeq, a predicted model, not a curated record
CAUGGGACAAGUGAGGGAAAAAGAGGAAGACAUCCACGUAGCCUUUCUCGCGUCGUAACAGUCCGGCCGUGUAAUGUCCUCAAUGUCUACGUUUAUUUGAAGAAACACUGCUUUCAGUUAAGCGGAUAACGGUGUUCAUAGUGGCGGGGUACCGCGGGAUAACCCACAUUGGUCCAGUUUGCUGAACGGGAGAGGACUAAAAAUGGAGCUGGAAGACGGAGUUGUGUACCAGGACGACCCGGGCACAUCAGCGAUGAUGUCUGAGCGGGUAUCGGGCCUGGCCAACUCCAUCUACCGCGAGUUCGAGAGGCUCAUCGGGAAAUACGACGAGGACGUGGUGAAGGAGCUGAUGCCGCUGGUCGUGGCCGUGCUGGAGAACCUGGACUCGGUGUUCGCGGAGAACCAGGAGCACGAAGUGGAGCUGGAGCUGCUGAAGGAGGACAACGAGCAGCUCAUCACCCAGUACGAGCGGGAGAAAGCGCUGAGGAAACACGCAGAGGAGAAGUUCAUUGAGUUUGAGGACACUCAUGAACAGGACAAGAAAGACCUGCAGAACCAUGUGGACAGAAUGGAGUCCCAUUCACGGCAACUGGAACUCAAGAUCAAGAACUACGCAGACCAGAUCGGCAGGUUAGAAGAACGUGAACUGGAACUCAAGAAAGAAUACAACUCCCUCCAUCAGCGACACACAGAGAUGAUCCAUAACUAUAUGGAGCAUGUAGAGAGGAUCAAAAUGCAGCAGAUUAGCGAGACUUCAGAGUCGAGCGCAGUCGGCCGAGUCAGGAGAGAGCGGCCUCUCUCUUUGGGGAUCUUCCCGUCGUCUGGUGGAGCGUCUCUGCUGAUCCCCGACCCCCAGGCCAGGGCAGAGACACCAGGCACAGAAGGCUGGAGGUUCACCGACCCAGCGCGGUCCAACACUAGCCUCAAGCAGUUGGACUUUGGCGACCCCCCAAAGGAAAGGGAGGGUAAGAGUGCGCAGGACUCUACUUGGGGGAAUUCACUGGCAGACGACUGCAAGGAUGAGCUGUCGGACUUCACCGGCUCCAAGUCGGCCACACCGAUGUCCACCACAGCCUCAGACAUGGAGCGGGAAGAUGGGAACAGUAAGAGCACGGAGGUGCAGGCUGCACCAGGGACCAGAUCUAUAUCAGUGGGUUUGCCUGAAAAUGAGGACAGCUCAGACGUGCAGGACAUCAUUGAGUCCACCCCUGAGCUGGACAUGGAUCUCAUUGGAUACAAACCCUGCAGCACUCCCACUAAAGGCAUUGAGAACAUGGCAUUUGACCGAAACACAGACUCCCUAUUUGAGGAGCUGUCGUCUGCAGGCACUGGGCUCAUAGGGGAUGUGGAUGAAGGCGCCGACCUGCUGGACCUUAGUUUGAUUGGAAUGGGCCGGGAAGUUGAAAAUCUCAUUCAGGAGAAUUCACAACUGCUUGAGACAAAGAAUGCUCUGAACGUGGUGAAUAAAGACUUGAUAUUGAAAGUGGACGAGCUGACCUGUGAGAAGGAGAUGUUGCAGGGAGAGAUGGAGGCUGUGCUGCAGGCUAAGAGCAAGCUGGAGGACAAGAACAGAGAGAUGGAGGAGGAACUCAAGAAAGUGCGACUGGAGAUGGAGGAAGUGAAACAGAAAACUAAAGAGGAAGAAGAUAGUGAUGUACCGACAGCGCAGAGGAAACGCUUCACCAGAGUGGAAAUGGCCAGAGUGCUGAUGGAGAGGAACCAGUACAAAGAGCGACUGAUGGAGCUACAGGAAGCGGUGCGGUGGACAGAGAUGAUCAGGGCCUCCAGAGAAAAUCCAACCCUCACAGAAAAAAAGAAAUCCAGCAUCUGGCAGUUCUUCAGCAGGCUGUUUAGCUCCUCCUCCAGUGCCCCGGCUAUAAAGAAGGUGGAGUCCCAGGCCAACAUGAAGUACAAUGCUCCCGGCGGCAUGGUAAAGAGGAGUAGCACCUUCUCCCAGUUCCCCACAGAGAAGUCCAAGACGUUCGACUUCCUCAAUGAAGAGAAGGACCAGUGCAGUUCGCCAUCGCGUAAAGAGCAGAAGAGAGCCCAGUACAGACAAGUCAAGGCUCACAUGCAGAAGGAGGAUGGGCGAGUCACUGCACACGGCUGGAGCCUGCCCAGCAAAUACAAGGUGGCAAAUGGUGGACAGGUGGAGAACAAAAUGAACUUACCCGUGCCCGUGUACUUGAGACCUCUGGAUCAGAAAGAUGCUUCUAUGAAGCUGUGGUGUGCUGCAGGGGUCAACCUGUCUGGGGGGAGGACAUUACCAGAGCUCAUGAAGCAGACAAAAGGUUCCCAGAGUAGCCUGGACCAGUUGGAGCACGAGAGUAAGGAGCAGGAGAAAGGGGAGCAGGAGAAGGAGCUGGUCAUUCAGGACGAGACAUCCAGCAGGGUGUGGGUGUGCACCAGCACCCACUCCUCCACCAAGGUCAUGGUGCUGGAUGCCAGUCAGCCCUCUGACCUACUUGACAGCUUCUACGCCUGCAACACCCACGUCGUCUGCAUUGCCAGCGUGCCAGGAGUUUUGGAGACUGAUUUUCCAGCAGGCGAGGAGGUACCCCAGGACCCAGAGGCUAGCCAAGGUGAUGGGGUGUCACUGGCCGGCAGUGUGGCCAGUGUGGGCUCAACAGGCAGCGAUGGUGCCAUGGCAGCAGAGGGGACCACUGCCAUCCCCCAGACGGCCAGCGCAGGUGUCUCAGACCAGCCGGCUGAGCACAGCGGCAUCUCCAGCUCAGUUGAGCUGUCCAGAGAGACCAGUCCAGCAGAAGACGGCGUUCCCACGGCCGAAGAGGCAACGGAAGCAACGGAGGCUAACGCUGGCAUGGGCGAAGAAGGAGAGGAGGAACAGGGAGCUGAUCAGAACCAGCCAGGAAUCUACACGGAGCAUGUGUUCACCGACCCACUGGGUGUGGGACCCACUGACUCCCCUUCUGCUGACACAGAGAGGGGCUGCGGGCAGGAUGGUGAGCCGUUGUUCCCAGAGGACUCGGACAGGUCAGAAGGAGAAAUCCUGAGAAUGAGCAGCGCACUGCCCACCAUGUGGCUGGGAGCUCAGAAUGGAUGUCUGUAUGUGCACUCGUCUGUGGCUCGAUGGAGGAAGUGUCUCCACGCCAUCAAACUGAAAGACUCCAUCCUCAGCAUAGUGCACGUUAAAGGAAGAGUCCUGGUAGCUUUGGCUGAUGGGACAUUAGCGAUUUUCCACAGAGGCAUUGCAGACGGUCAGUGGGAUUUAACCAACUAUCACCUGUUGGAUCUGGGCCGGCCUCACCACUCUAUCCGCUGUAUGACAGUAGUCCAUGACAAGGUGUGGUGCGGCUACAGGAACAAGAUCUACGUCAUCCAGCCUAAGGCCAUGAGGAUAGAGAAGUCGUUUGACGCUCAUCCUCGCAAGGAGAGUCAGGUGCGGCAGCUGGCCUGGGUUGGAGACGGCAUCUGGGUGUCCAUCCGACUGGAUUCAACUCUACGCUUGUUUCACGCACACACCUACCAGCACCUCCAGGACGUGGACAUCGAGCCCUACGUCAGCAAGAUGUUGGGUACGGGUAAACUGGGCUUCUCGUUUGUGAGAAUCACAGCUCUGAUGGUGUCCUGCGGCCGACUCUGGGUGGGGACAGGAAACGGCGUCAUCAUCUCCAUCCCGCUGUCUGAAGCCAACAAGACAACGGGAAUAGUGCCAAAUCGGCCCGGCAGUGCUGUACGGGUUUAUGGUGAUGACAGUUCAGACUGUGGUGUGCAGGGCAGCUUUGUGCCAUACUGCUCCAUGGCCCACGCCCAGCUGUGCUUCCAUGGACAUCGAGAUGCUGUCAAGUUUUUUGUCACUGUGCCAGGUCAGGCGAUGCCCCCUCCAGGCAGUGCAGAUUCAGGCUCUGAUGACCCUCCAUCUGAAUCCUCUGACACAGCAACCUCUGAGCCCAAAACAUACCUGGUCAUGAGUGGAGGAGAAGGCUACAUUGACUUCAGAAUGGGUGAUGAAGGCGGUGAGUUGGACGGUUUAUCAGAGCCAACAGGCAGCCAGCAGUCGCCACCUACCAAGGCUGAGCGGAGCCAUCUCAUUGUCUGGCAGGUCACAACAUCUAAUGAUUGAAAAGAAAAAAAGAAAUCACAGACUGUUAUGUCAACGCCAGGACCGCCCACCAAACCCCUGCAUGUCCUCCUCGAAGUUUUUAAUUUGAUAUUAUUGAUUGUUCUUAAUGCCUGAGUAGUUGACUACUUUGUAAAAAAACAAUUAUUUUUAGUCCAUGUUUUGUACAGUUUAUUCUUUAUGAAUUUGAAUUAGGUAAGGUGAGUUUUAUGUUAACUUAAAGAAUACGUCCAAGGUCCAGGUGUUGGAAAAGCCGGUGCACACUGAAGAAAAGGCCAAGUUAGGUUGAUCAGGUAAUGUAUGAAAGCUGAUGGUCUCCCAAAUGUGUAAAAGGGUUUAGAUGUGAAAGUCAAAAGGGAAAAGCGCUUGAAGCAGUUUUGCAGUCAUUAAAAAAGGAGCGGAAAGUUGAACUGAAGUAUAUUUUAUAUUAUACACAUAAGACUUUUACAUUUGUAAACCACGUCUAUAUGUGUGUGAGUGUCAGCUGUGUGUAUGCAUCACUGAGCAUUUUUAUUAUCUCUACCAGUAGAGCUGGGUGUCAGUAUGUUCCCUACAAGUCAAACUGUAAACAACAUUUCAAAAGGUUCAAUUCUCUGAAUGUGUUGUCUGAGACUGAUUAUUCUACUGUAUAGUCAGAUUAUUAGAAAAGCAACUUGCACGUACCAGUGGUAAAUUAAAUGUGCUUUUAUUCAGCGAAAGUGGUAGAAUAAAACACUGAGAGGGUGUAUUAGUACUGAAUGACACCGAGCCCUAUUUGCCACAGGUUUAUGUUUAGUGUCAUGAAUAAUGUCUAAGCAGUUUGGGUACUGAUACUAAGUAGAAGAACCAGCUUACUGUACUGUAGGUUAGUAUUAGCCUGCAUGGGGGAAAUCCUGUGUCCUCGUCCGAGUGUGUGUGCCUGCUCGGACGUCUUAAAGCUAAACCCUCAUCCGUCGUGUGAGGAGACUCUGCCUGUGCCACCAGCUUGGUGCUUCCCGUUUGCUUCAGCUCAUUGGCACUUUAAAAUGUUAGUCGCUUGAGGUUUAGAGGAACACCCAUGGUAUGUACUGAAGGGAACAAAAUGUACAAAUAUUUGUAGCAAGGUGUCACCCCAAUAACCAAAGGACGAAAGAAGAAGCACCGUGAAACUGACGAUUUCAUUAUUUUUUUCCUUUUCCAAUUUUAAAUGUCUCGUGAGUCUAAUAAUUUGAGGGCAUACAUGUGUAUUUUCAGGGCGUCGUCUUGUUGGGAAAUAAGCUUGAAUAAGGGAAUCUGACUAAAAAUAACAUUUUUGUGUGGCACCUUCUAAUGGACAUGCACACAGCACUAAAGGGAGUCUCUCCUGAUUGCUUCAUCAUUCCUAGUUUUGUUGUUACAAAAACAUUUUCAGGCCUGGAAGGCAAUUAUUGUCAUUGUUUUUCGGUUAUUUUGGGCUCUGUUUGUGUUUUGUAUUCAUGUGUGAGAUGCUUUUAUUAAGUAUUUUGAUGAUGACUGUAACACGAUAGCAGGAUACCAAUAUUAAGCAGGUGUUUUAAUUUGUUUUUAUAUCUGAAAGGUUGGGCCAAGAUGGGUCUUCAGUCCAUUUCAAUUUUUUUUUUUUUUUUUGCCAUUCCAGUAUUUAUUUCCUUUAUCGAGCCUAUCUUGGUUCAGAAUGUAACUUUCUACAUGAGCAAAAUAUAACGGGAGGCUAUUGUGAACAAAAUAGUCCAAUGAGUUUACGUGAUUGUUAAUAAUGGUCAAAUAAAAAGACAUUAAUGUAAUCAUGUUGGAAAUUUUUGACAAACCAUGAGAUCAAAGCGUGCAAACAAUAACUUGGUGGUUUUUCGAACAACACAUUCAUGUACUAAGCUAUGCAUGUUUUUUUUAAAGAGGACACUGCUAUGUUUUCAGCUAAAUCUCCGUUUACUGCCACCGUUUUGGGUGGGGUGGAUGUCUAUAUGUGUGUAUGUGUUUGUGUGUACAGUACAUGUAAGGGUUUGAACGCAAGACACAUUUGUCAGUGUGUGUUUGAUUUUGCAAAUGUGUGGUGUAUGUGUGCUCACUGUAUGUCCAUCUGUAAUACCCAGAGACUGGUCACAUUUACCUGUUGCACCAGGCUCCUCUGGAUGCCAUAACGGUGGUUCCUCCUGGUCAAUGUUUGCUAAAACAGCAUCAUAGCCUUAUUUUUAACAAUCUAUUAAACUCAGUUUCAUGGAA